Molecule: messenger RNA, 1739 nt
Organism: Amborella trichopoda
Lineage: Eukaryota; Viridiplantae; Streptophyta; Magnoliopsida; Amborellales; Amborellaceae
Product: 26S proteasome regulatory subunit 7
Molecular function (GO): ATP binding; ATP hydrolysis activity
Source: RefSeq, a predicted model, not a curated record
GGUGAGGGGGGCGCAUUCUAUUAAAACUAUUUUCCUUCUAAAAAGUAUAGUUUCAUUCUAUUUUCCUUCUAAAAAGUAUAAUGUGAGGUCAUUCCGUGCAUAUUAAAGAGAUUUCGUGGGGUUUUAUAAAACGGGGUGCGCUUCAAAGUGGGAAAAAGAGUGAAGAGAGGAGGAAAUAGAGAGAGAAACAGAGAGCCUGUAAAGCGAGAGUUUUUCAGAGUUAGAGAGAGAAGAUAGCGGCUGAACUUGUUGCAGAAGAAAAAUGGCGCCUGAGCCAGAGGAGGAAAUCAACGAGAAGAACCCUCGCCCUUUGGACGAGGAUGACAUCGCCCUACUGAAGACCUAUGGUUUAGGGCCUUACUCUACAAGCAUAAAGAAGGUGGAGAAGGAAAUUAAAGAAAUGGCCAAGAAAGUUAAUGAUCUAUGUGGAAUUAAAGAGUCUGAUACUGGUUUAGCUGCUCCAAGUCAAUGGGAUCUUGUUUCUGACAAGCAAAUGAUGCAAGAGGAACAACCUCUCCAGGUCGCAAGAUGCACAAAAAUUAUUAACCAGAACUCUGAGGAUGCCAAGUAUAUUAUAAAUGUAAAGCAAAUUGCCAAGUUUGUUGUUGGAUUAGGUGACAAGGUUUCUCCCACAGACAUUGAAGAAGGCAUGCGCGUAGGGGUUGAUCGAAAUAAGUAUCAAAUUCAGAUUCCAUUACCUCCAAAGAUUGACCCAAGUGUUACAAUGAUGACAGUUGAAGAGAAACCUGACGUUACUUACAAUGAUGUUGGUGGUUGUAAGGAGCAGAUUGAAAAGAUGCGAGAGGUUGUCGAGUUGCCCAUGCUUCACCCUGAGAAGUUUGUGAAGCUUGGCAUUGAUCCUCCAAAAGGGGUGCUUUGCUAUGGCCCCCCAGGAACAGGAAAAACACUCUUGGCCAGAGCGGUAGCCAACAGAACUGAUGCUUGCUUUAUUCGUGUUAUUGGAAGUGAGCUUGUUCAGAAAUAUGUGGGGGAGGGGGCGAGGAUGGUUCGUGAACUAUUCCAGAUGGCUCGCUCAAAAAAGGCUUGCAUUGUCUUCUUUGAUGAAGUGGAUGCAAUAGGAGGGGCUCGAUUUGAUGAUGGUGUUGGGGGGGAUAAUGAAGUUCAACGCACAAUGCUUGAAAUUGUAAAUCAGCUUGAUGGAUUUGAUGCUCGAGGAAAUAUCAAAGUUCUAAUGGCAACUAAUAGGCCUGAUACGUUGGACCCAGCACUAUUACGUCCUGGUCGACUUGAUCGUAAGGUUGAGUUUGGGUUGCCUGAUUUGGAGAGCAGGACCCAAAUCUUCAAAAUCCACACAAGAACAAUGAACUGUGAGAGGGAUAUCCGGUUUGAACUCCUUGCUCGCCUUUGUCCCAACUCCACCGGAGCGGAUAUAAGGAGUGUAUGCACUGAGGCAGGCAUGUAUGCCAUAAGAGCUCGAAGGAAAACUGUGACUGAGAAAGACUUUCUCGAUGCAGUCAACAAAGUAAUUAAAGGCUACCAGAAGUUCAGUGCUACUCCCAAGUAUAUGGUUUACAAUUAAGAGGAAGUCCACUUUCAUUCAGGAUGGAGAGAGAUGAAAGAAGAUAGCUUCUAUUCGCUAAAAGGCCUGUUAACUCUUUUUCAUCCUUGGUUAUAUCCAUAAUUAGGAUCAAAUUUGCUUCUGCGGUUAUUGUUUCUUGUAAGGUAUUUUUGUUACAUUAAUUGAUGAAAUUUGGAACCUGUUUGAACCCUAUUAUACU